Neoarthrinium moseri is the source of this 3972-nucleotide messenger RNA. RefSeq lists its product as uncharacterized. Gene Ontology annotation, molecular function: ABC-type transporter activity; ATP hydrolysis activity; ATP binding. The record is from RefSeq and is a predicted model, not a curated record. NCBI's taxonomy places the organism in Eukaryota, Fungi, Ascomycota, Sordariomycetes, Amphisphaeriales, Apiosporaceae. The transcript has 3 exons. Gene Ontology annotation, cellular component: membrane. Gene Ontology annotation, biological process: transmembrane transport. Bases 1 to 3972 code for a protein of 1323 amino acids.
AUGGCGGACCUUGACCCGAAGCCACCCCUAACCUCAACACCCGAAGCCACCAUCACUUCCGCCAACAGCAUCUCAGAUAGGUCUGGGCCUAGCCCGAAGAAUAACGGCGCAGGAGAUGACGAUGGUGACGGCAAGACCAAGUCUGUUGCCGGCAAGGAGAAGCAGUCGGGUUCCCUCCACUUCUUCUACCGCGUGCAUUGGUCAUACUCGACCUCGCUGGAUCAUACUCUCCGGCUGAUUGGUUUUGUCUGCGCCGUCGCAUCAGGAGUCGUGCCACCGCUGAUGACCGUGGUUUUCGGCUCCUCAGUGAACCAAUUCAGUUCCUACGAGAAUGGAAGCAUAUCCGGCGAUGACCUGUAUCGGAAUAUGUCCCAGAACGCGCUGUGGCUGCUCUACCUGUUCAUUGGCCGCUUUUUCCUGGUCUACAUACACUCCACAUGUUUUGGGUUGGUCGGUAUCCGCGUUACAAGGUCCUUCCGUCUUGACUUUAUCCGAUCCAUGAUCCGGCAGGACGUAUCCUUCGUCGACUUAUGCGCAGCUGGCACCGUGGCCUCCACCAUUUCGAAUAGCGCCGACAUGGUCGAGAACGGCAGCACAGAGAAGGUUGGCAGUUUGAUUCAAAACAUGGCCAUGUUUGUGGCUGCGUUCGUGGUUGCUUUUACGCAGCAGUGGAAGUUGACACUUGUCACGGCCACGACACUACCUGUCCUCUUCACGGGAUUCAAGAUCACAUUUGGCCUUGAUGCCAAGAUUGAGGCCAAAAUACUUGAGAUAUACAACCGCGCCGGCGGCUUGGUAGAAGAGGCCUUGGGCACGGUCCGUAUUGUCACGGCCUUCAAUGCCAGCGGGAAGCUCAGCCGCAAAUAUGACAACUACCUAGAAGCGGCACAGAAGCUCGGCUUCCGCAAGGGUCCCAUCAUUGGCGUCCAGUGGAGCGUCGAGUUUUUCACUAUUUAUGCUGCAUACGCGCUGGCCUGGUAUUACGGCAUUAAGCUGCUCAACAGCGGUGAGAUCGCCGGCGGUGGACAAAUCAUCUCGGUGCUGCUCGCCGUCCUCUUGGGUACGAACGCUGCGUCCAAUGUGGCUCCUGGGUUCGGAGACUUUGCCAAGGCUUCAGCUGCCGCAAAGGGAAUGUUCGAGAUGAUUGACCGCAAGUCCGAAAUAGAUCCAUUGGCUGACAAAGGCGAGCGACCAGCUCAGAGUGACGGUUCGGUUGAGCUACGCCAUGCCAGCUUUGCUUAUCCGUCGCGGCCGUCAGUCCAGGUCCUGCACGACGUGAGUCUGAAGUUUGAGGCAGGCAAAGUCACGGCGCUGGUUGGUGCGUCCGGAUCUGGGAAGAGUACUAUUGUUGGUUUAAUUGAGAGAUGGUAUAACCCGGUGAGCGGCUCCGUUCAUGUGGGCGGCCAUGCCGUUGCGGAGCUGAAUGUCCGUUGGCUGCGUCGGCGCAUUGGACUUGUCCAGCAGGAGCCUGUGCUCUUCAGCGAUACCAUUUACAAUAACGUUGUGCACGGGCUCUACGGCACGGCCAUGAACGACCUCCCGGAGCCGGAGAAGCGAGAACUAGUCAGACAGGCGUGCAUACAAGCGUUUGCCGACGAGUUCAUCCAGGGACUGCCAGACAAGUAUGACACCAAGGUUGGUGAUCGUGGCGCUUUACUGAGCGGUGGCCAAAAACAACGCAUCGCCAUUGCACGGAGUGUGAUCUCCAACCCAGAGGUCCUCUUGCUCGACGAAGCUACCUCAGCUUUAGAUCCCACAGCGGAAGGAAAGGUGCAAGCUUCUCUGGACAAUGUCUCCAAGUCUCGCACCACGAUCCUGAUUGCGCAUAAGCUUUCAACUGUUCAAAAGGCCGACAAAAUCGUGGUGCUCAGUCAAGGGGAAGUUGUGGAGCAGGGUACACACCAGCAGUUGCUUAAUCUCCGCGGCGCCUACUAUCAGCUCGUCAAUGCCCAAGCAUUGCAUACGGGUCAGGAAGUUUUGGGACAAGGGCUUAAUAUGGCCAAUCCUCCCAUCCAACAUCUGCAGAGACCUAAAAUAUCGGAGGGCACCGAAGAAAAGGCUUUGGCCUUGUCCAAGUCUUCAACUGCGCACAGUGUUCGGAGCCCCAACCAAGCUGCAGACGCCGAAGAGGCUGAAGAUGAGGAUGGCGAUAUCGCCCGGAAGCUUUCUAUCAGCCGGUGCAUCGCCAUCAUCUUUAAGGAACAGCGCCACAUUUGGCCAAUAUUGCUGUUCGGUAUCAUCUCCUCGGCCGCUGGUGGUGGUCUAUUCCCGGCACAGGCCGUUCUCUUCGGCUCGAGCAUUCCGACUCUACAGCUGCCUCGCGGCGACCAGCUAGUGGAACGUGGCAACUUUUGGGCAUUGAUGUAUUUUGUGUUCAGCUUGGGCGUUUUCGUCAGUUAUGUUGGAGUUGGCUUCUUCUGGACUGUGGCAUCCUUUCACGCUACACGCUUUUAUCGCCGCGAAUACUUCGACGCCAUGCUACGCCAAGAUGUCUCCUUCUUCGACAGCAGGGGCCAUGGCGCCGCCGAGAUGACCAGUCGACUCUCGCUACACCCCCAGAGGCUCCAAAAUUUAUUGUCGACCAACCUUGCUCUAAUCAUCGUGAUUUUUGUUGACAUUGUUUCAUGCUUUAUCCUAGCAGUUGCCAUGGGAUGGCGACUGGGCUUGGUUGUCAUUGCUGGAGGCAUGCCUCCUCUUUUCGGUGCAGGCUUCUUCCGUCUCAGACUCGAGAUGGCAAACGAGGACCGUCUAACCCAUAUGUAUCUGGAAUGUGCGCGUUUUGCUUCUGAGGCUGUGGGAGCCAUUCGCACCGUAUCCAGUCUCACAUUGGAAGACAAGGUGCUGGAUGGCUUCCGACAAAGGCUUGCCGAGUGCUCGAGCCGAGAGCUCCGUAGUAAGAUGCUUACAAUGCUUGUUCAUUCCUUCGCCGAGAGUAUCAACCUUGCCGUGACGGGUUUGGCUUUCUGGUAUGGUGGCAAGCUGCUGUCUGAGGGUAGCUAUGAUAUGCAAACGUUUUUCAUUGUCUUCAUGGCAGUGUUGAUGGGUUCGCAGUCGGGCGGAGUUCUUUUUGGUUUCUCUUCAAACGUUUCGCGAGCACAUUCAGCAGCCAACCAUAUCCUGGAUCUGCGUCAAGCACAGCCCCCAAUCAAUAACUCCACCGGCACCAAGCAGUUGCCGCUUAGUGGGGAGAAAUCUGCUGCCAUCGAAUUUCGGGACGUGGCCUUCGCUUAUCCAGGUCGGCCCAAUCACCCGGUCUUGAACGGCCUCAACCUCAAGAUUGAAAAGGGUCAAUCUGUGGGGAUUGUGGGCGCUUCGGGCUGUGGUAAGAGUACCAUGAUUGCCCUGCUAGAGAGAUUCUAUGACAUUAGCUCCGGACAACUCCUUGUCGAGGGACAAUCACUGCAGGGCUUGGAUGUGCACUCCCACCGCUCUCGCAUAGGUCUCGUUUCGCAGGAUACGAUGUUGUUCCAGGGAACCAUCCGUGAGAACAUCCUACUGGGUGUACCAGACGAAGAGGCCGCCACGUCUGACGCGGACGACCGCGUUGAGAGGGCGUGCAAAUCAGCCAACAUGCAUGACUUUAUUAGCAGCUUGCCGGACGGGUAUGCAACUGACAUUGGGAACCGCGGAGUGGCACUGAGUGGAGGACAGCGCCAGCGCCUCGCUAUUGCGCGGGCACUUAUCCGCGAGCCCGACUUGUUGCUAUUUGACGAGGCCACUAGCGCGCUAGACACUGCCAACGAAGCGCUGGUACAGGCUGCGAUCGAAGCAGUGGCGCGCGAGAAGCCGGGCCGCACUACAGUUGCUGUUGCCCACAGGCUUUCAACCAUUCGACGAUGCGACCGCAUCUUUGUGCUGUACCAGGGACAAGUGGCUGAGGAGGGUACCCACGAUGAGCUAGUUCAGAAAAGAGGACAGUACUAUGAAAUGGUACUAGCUCAGUCUUUAGACCAAGAGGUCGUAGAGGCGUAA